AUGGAAGGUCAAGAUUCUUCUGUUCUUCCUGGGUCUCCUGGUAUGGAAGAUCUCCCUCAAGACGGCCCAAUCAUCGACGCAGAGAUGAUCUCCCAGCCUGCUCCCCUCGCCGACACGAUUCUCGGACGACAGGUCCAAGAGGUCGCGCAGCAUGCGCGGAAUGAGCUCCUGGCACCUCUCAAUGGUACUGCAGACUUUCGCCACCAUCGCCCCCCUGCAGGCAUGCAUGCCGACGAGGUGACUCGGCGGCUCUGGACCCUCCACACCCGACGCGACGCAAACGAUGUGAUCUCCCACAUCAUCCGCACCAACAUCGAGGUCCUCCACCACGUGAGAGCGCAGCUCGACAAGCUGUACCAGGACUUGAAGAAGACUGCAGCCGCACUGGUUCAUCUGUCAACGCAUCCCUCUUCGGAGGGGGGUUCCCUGCGAGGUGAAGUCGCCAGAGUGCGCACCGCCAUGGCAGAGCACGAACGCUGGAUCGAAGUUCUAGACCUGGAGGUCCAACUCUCUGAGGUGGCGUUGCGGAGAGUAGAGGCGGCGCGCGACCUCAUCAACAUGAGGGAUCGCCUGGCGCGCGGGGAGAUCACGCCAUGGGAGCUGCAUUAUCUCGAGGGGCCGCCGUUUGAUACGUACCAGGCGAUGAGGCCAGCGGUGGUGAGGCUGGUGAAGAGGGUCUAUGAGAUGACGGGGAAUGCCGCCUUCCUAGAGAGGCAUAAGAACGAGCUGUGGGACGUGGUGGCACAGCAGGUCGGGUAG
Messenger RNA from Cladophialophora carrionii CBS 160.54, 759 nucleotides. RefSeq lists its product as uncharacterized. Lineage: Eukaryota; Fungi; Ascomycota; Eurotiomycetes; Chaetothyriales; Herpotrichiellaceae. The record is from RefSeq and is a predicted model, not a curated record. The transcript has 3 exons. Bases 1 to 759 code for a protein of 252 amino acids.